AUGUCGAUUCGUAAUACAAAAUAUAAUUAUUUUUCUUACAAUGGUAAAUAUUUUCAUCAAGUACAUGGUGGUGCUAUGGGUUCUCCAUUAACAUUAACAAUUGCUAAUUGUUAUAUGUUCUUUUAUGAACGAGAUAUUGUUAAACAAUUGAAUAUAAAAUUAAAAGCUCAAAUUGGUCAUUCAACAAAUUUUCUUGACUUGUACAUAGAAAAUAAAAAUGGUGAAUUAUUUACAAAAGUUCAUCACAAACCAUCGUAUGAAUCAUAUUAUUUACCAUUUUAUAGUGUUCAUCCAAUACAUAUGAAAAUGAAUAUUCCAUAUGCUAUGUUAAUUCGUAGUAUUAAAUAUUGUUCAUCAUUUGAAACAUAUCUAAAUGAAAGUGAAAAAUUAAGAAUGACUUUAUUAUUAAAUAAAUAUCCUGGUGAAUUUAUAGAGAAACAAUUCAGCAGAGUAUUUCAAAUACAUAAUUUGAUGCAGCCAUUAUCAGCAAGCAAUUAUAAAACAUUACAAGAGAAAUUAAUUGAUUUAGAUAAAAAAGAAAAAAUUCCAAUUGAUUAUGAAAGAACAAUGUUCAUUCAUUUUACAUACUGUUUAAAUAUGAAAACAUUUCUGGCUAAAUUUCAUGCACUGUGGAACAAAUAUUUUAUAGAAUUUCCAAUAAAUGAAAUAAAAUCGGUCUUAGGUACUCGUAAUGUCAAGAAUUUACAACAGUAUUUAGUACGCAAUAAAUAA
Messenger RNA from Rotaria sp. Silwood1, 732 nucleotides. Lineage: Eukaryota; Metazoa; Rotifera; Eurotatoria; Philodinida; Philodinidae. The record is from the annotation of a GenBank genome assembly.